CUGUGGUUGUAUACCAUUCUAGUUUCCCCAUCUGUCCAUUUGUUACAGAGCAGCAUAUCUGUGGAUGGAGAGUAGGAGCUUGCACGUUGAUGUCUACAGAUGUCAUGCAUCAUGCAAAGAGCAUGCGUUCACUUGGUACGAUAUUCAUGUGUGAGAAUGACGAAGGCAGACGCUUGCAGUCAGCAGCACGUUACUAUAUGGGAUGUUCCGGCUUCAUCUCCGGCAGUCGGUGCUCGACCACCGUUGACAGCACAUCCGGCGUUCCUUCUCCAUCGCAUCCUUGUGAUAGCCGUUUUCGCUAAGACUGCACACAAUCAUCGAGUGUUCCAUUUACGCAUAACUUGGAAAAUGUCCUGUUAACAACUGCUUCCUUUGCAGCCGCCAGCACCAAAGCAAACCAAUGGCUUCUCCAGUCUUUAUUCCAUAUCAAGUAGACACCGCUGCCCUCAUCUUCACUUGCUGCAUGCUGAUAACUGGAUUGCACGCCAAUAGUAGCAGCAGCAGCAGCAACGUGAUUGCUUCAUCCAAUCAACACGCCGGCAGCGGAAUGAUGGACACAUUUGCGUCGGGAACAGCAGCGGCUGGUCCUCGUUUUCAAAAUCAAUUGCCAUCCGACGUGACUUUUACUCCCGAUCGAGGAUUCACCAUCGAAUGUCCAGUUUGGGGACAACCUACACCUCAAAUCACUUGGCUCACAUCCAAAGAACGUUUAGGCAACAACGCAGCAGGCAUGUGGAAUCCAGUCGAAUCAUCUCCUACGUCUGCAACGACAAAUAAUCUAAUCACGAUAUCACCUAAUGGAAGUUUAACAUUGCACACCUUUCGACCGGAGCAGUUCCGACCAGACGUUCACGCUGCCAACUACAGGUGUUUGGCAGCCAAUUUCAUUGGUCGCAUCCUCUCGACUCCUGUCCGUGUUCGUGCAGUGAUAUUGCCGCCAUUCGAGGUCAACGUGGAGAAUCCUCGAGUUCGUCGUGGCAGUACGGCUGUUUUUCGUUGCUCUGUUCCAGAUUCUGUUCGUGAUUACGUUACAGUCACGUCUUGGAUUCAAGAUAAUCGAUACGAUAUUUUUCUUACCUCCAGUCAAGAUGGACGUCACGUGAUGUUGGCCAAUGGCGACUUGCACGUUUUGUCUGCGCGACAAGGCGACGAAAAUCAUUUGUAUCAUUGUCGUGUUCUCGUCCAGCCAAAUGGUCAAACAAUGACCAGUUCCACUGCUGGACGAAUCAUCCUCAGUCAAGAAACCAUGACAAAGAUGGCACCAGUCAUUGUAGAAAGUGCGAAUCGAAUACGAGUUUGGCGUGGACAAGAUGCCGUUUUACCAUGUGUUUUUCACGGAUACCCUCCGCCUAAAAUCAAAUGGUACAAAAGCCAAACGAUUCAGUAUGGCAAUUUACUGUUGCCACUGGUGGCAUCAGCUGCUACCCAAGAGCAUCGUGGUGGAGUGCUUGGACUUGGCCGUCAUCGCCUCGUUGGAGGCACUCUACUCAUCGCUUCCGUCGUUGCUGAAGAUCAGGGCCGUUACAUUUGUUCCGUCAACAAUUCCAUGGGAUUGGUCGAAUCACGUACCGAACUCGUUUUUCGUGACAAAUUACAAGUCAGAAUCGUCGAAUCGUCCAACGUCGUUGCCUCAUCGGCUGCCCAGCACAUUCAAGUCGCCGAUGCAGAGACGUCCGUCACGAUCACGUGUCAGUUCUCCGGUAGUCCCAGGCCGGUUGUCAGUUGGCUUAAAGAUGGCCAACGUUACUUGGUGGGCAAUAAUGGGCGUGUCUCUUCUUCUUCAUCGGGUGACGACGGCAACACUGAUAUGGUCCAGUUAUCCAUUUCAUCGGUCCAACGCGAAGAUGAGGGAAUAUACCAAUGCCUGGCAUCGAAUGACGAAGGCGAUUGGGCGCAAGCAUCGGUGCAGCUGACCAUUGGAGCAUUUCCUCCUCAUUUGAAAGAAACGUUCAGUCGGCAAGUUUUACAUCCGGGUAGUUCAGUCUCAUUGAAAUGUUUAGCCUCUGGCACUCCGCUGCCUCAUUUCACUUGGACGCUGGAUGGGUUUCCGUUAUCGCCCGUUUCCGAACGCUAUUUCCUCGGCCAACAGCAACAAACGGGGCACGGCGAUCUCGUAGUGGCUCAUCUCAACAUUACCCACGUCCGAGUCGAAGACGGAGGAAAUUAUAAAUGUAUAGCGGAGAAUCGAGUGGGCCGCGUAGAACAUUCAGCCAAUUUGCAUAUUUACGGAGCUCCUUAUGUAAGACGGAUGAGUACAGUCGUCGGGGUUGGUGGCAAACGACUGGAAUUACCUUGUCCUGUCGCCGGUUACCCCAUUGAGGCCAUCACAUGGGAAAAAGACGGACGUCGUUUGCCGCUGAAUGGCCGUCAGCGACUUCAGUUCAACGGCAGUUUGACGAUCGAUCCGGUGGACAAGAGCAGCGACGCCGGCCUCUACAGUUGCGAAGCGCGCGCUCAGAACGGACUCUCGGCUCGCCAGUCACUUCAACUCAACAUCCUCGAUGCGCCUCAUAUAAUGGCAAUGAGCGAUUCGGCUGUGUUGAAUGCCGGCGAGCGAUUGGCUCUUCAAUGCGCCGUAGUUAAAGGUGGAUUGCCGUUGUCCGUCAGCUGGUCGAAAGAUGGCCAAGUGAUUGCGCCAACAACUGCCACCACGGGGCCAGCAGCAACGACGACGACUAGCGUCCGUUUGGUGAAUGAAUUCACGGCCACGUUGACGAUUGAAUCGUUGACUGGACAACAUGGUGGAUGGUACGUCUGCCGGGCAGCCAAUGAAGGCGGACGGGCAGAAUCAGCUGUUCACGUCGUCGUUCAGGCGGGACCUCGAAUCACGCCGUUCGGGAUGCCGUCACGCAACGUGAUGGUCAAUUCUCGAGUGCAGGUGUCGUGCGUCAUUGAAGAAGGCGAUCCUCCUUUCCACAUCCGUUGGUACCGUGAUGACAAGCCACUCGUCCAUCACCAUCACCACCUUUCUUCCUCCGCUUCGUCUGCACAUCGUCCAGCCAAUCCGGUGGCUUCUUUGUCCAGUACCGACCCGCCAAUCAGACACGGCCCAUUGGGGGCCAUAGCCAAUGGAUUGCGAUUGACUGAUUUCAAUUCUUAUUCCUCCAUUUUAACCAUCGACCAGGUGACGGUCAAUCACGGAGGCAACUACUCUUGUCGGGCGGAGAACGCGGCUGGCACGGCCGUACACUCGACUUUACUUCACGUCAGCGUUCCGCCCUUUUGGGUGAAUCAACAACCACCUGCCGACACAGUUCAGACUGUCAGCGGCCACAGCGUCGAACUGAAAUGUCACGUUCACGGCGUACCUACACCGCAAGUCAUUUGGUCGUUCACUAGAGAUAAAACGGCCGACAAGUACACGACUUUAUUUGCCAAUACUAAUCGAACAUUAUUGGCCAAUCAAAGUCUGGUUAUUAGCCCGGUAGAUGUCUCUGACGCGGGCUACUAUCAAUGCGAGGCAUCCAACGGAGUUGGAAAUAACAUCAACGCUCUUAUGGCCCUUCAAGUUCACGCUCCGCCGGAAGUGCAUUUAAAUCAAGAUUAUAUGGCAGUUAGACGUGGAUCACUAACUGGAACGGUACUCAAAUGUUCCAUCCGAGGUGAUCCACCGCUCAACGUCCAUUGGCGGAAGGAUUCCGUCCCUUUGGAUCCUACCCAGUCUCGUGUAGCUACCAGAGCUCAACCAGCAACUGGAUCGCAUCCGUCGUCCCCACUCCAUCCCACGUUAUUAACGAGCGAAUUGAGUGUCACCAACGCCGCAGUUGCCGAUGAAGGUCUUUACGAGUGCGCAGCGUCCAACAUGUACGGAGAGGAUAGCGAUGCCGUUUUCCUUCAAGUGCAAGACGUUCCGCAGCCACCGCUAGAUGUCAGGGUUGCCUCAGCGGCCGGAAGGAGGAUCCAAUUGGAAUGGAAACCUCCAGCCACUGAUGGAGGCAAUCCUCUUCAAGAGUUUAUUAUUUUCUACCAAUCCCCAGGUGGAGAUGUGAGACAAGAACGAAUAAUGGCCAAUCAAUUUUCUGGUUCCAUCGGAAACCUUCAGCCGGCCACAGUCUAUCAAAUUUACAUGACGGCCUCGAACGCUUUGGGGCAAAGUCAACCGAGUCUCGGCUUGACGGUCACGACGGACGAAGAGGCGCCGGAAGGCCCUCCACUUCAAGUGGGCGCUAGUUCAGUCACGUCACGUGGUUUCACACUCAGCUGGGCACCUCCCGCUCCUCCACUUCAACACGGAAUCAUUCAGAGUUAUCUGGUGACGAUCGAUUCCGGCCGGAUGCUGAAUCGAACCGUUUUGCCAUCGGGCAGCAACGAGUACACGAUCGCGGGUCUUCGCCCCAACACGAAUUAUCACGCUUACGUCCAGGCCGUGAAUAAUCAAGGAACUGGGCCAGCUAGUCCUUCCGUGUCGGUCAAGACGAGCGAAGCACCGCCGGAAGAGCCUCCGUUGAACGUGGCAUGCGUUUCGCUCAAUUCUCAAAGCCUCCAAAUCACGUGGCAACCGCCCCGCCCCGAUUAUCGCAACGGACUUUUACGGGGCUACAGGAUUUUUUACGAACCGCUGAGCGAAUUCUUUUACUCGUCAUCGCCGGACCAAUCGGAUUUGCAAACGAGCUCAUCACAAACCACAACUGAAUUGACAGUUUUCCUUUCGGGCCUUCAGAAAUUUUCCAAUUACAGCAUUCAGGUAUUGGCUUUUACUGGCGCCGGUGAUGGCGUUAAAAGUCAGCCAUUGACUUGCACGACUGAAGAAGAUAUUCCGGAAAUGCCGACGCGAUUGAAAAUAGUUCAAAGCGGACCGGAUAGUUUGACAAUCAGCUGGUUGCCGCACCCUCGUCCGACUAGCCGCGUCACUCACUUUACAGUUUACAGCAAAGAAAUCGAACGCGGCCAAGAUGUUAAUCCUCAAAAAUGGACGGCCCCGAACAGCGGUCCGUCUGCUGGUCGACUGGAGAUCCGCAAUUUGAGACCACGACGGGCCGUCUUUUAUUUCCAAGUGGCGGCCGUCAGCGGACAGGCCGGCGAAGGUCCGCGCAGUUCCAUCCUCAGUUUCACUUUUAAUCCGACCAAUAAAAUUGUCGCUGCCGUCGUAUCCAUCGGAUCCGAUUACUUAGUCCCUCGCGGAUCGCGUCUCAUCCUCCCCUGCACAGCUCUAGGCGACACUCCCUUGCAAAUCAGCUGGUUCCAGGACGGACGUCAACUCAGCGAUUGGCUCAAUUUAAAUCCCCUGAAACUCGGCGAUCAAACCCAACAGCCGUGGAUCCAACAACGGCCACAAGAUCCCGAUGAUAACGCCACAGUUGGACUGAUUCAAGUCUUAACGAAUGGAUCCUUAUCGAUUGGCCAGCUGAGCCACAAUGGUGGGGGCAAUUACACGUGCCAAGCUCGCAAUCGUCACGGCCAGGAUCAAGUCGAUUAUUGGCUGACUGUCGUCACACCUCCGCCCGCCCCCCAACUCCGUUUCGCCGCAUCCAAUUGGUCGUCCGUCACUCUCCAGUGGUCCGUCUCUAGUUCGUCUACAGAUAAAAACAAUCGGACGAGAAUUUCAACAGCUCGCAAUUACGUCAUCAAAUAUCGACCGAGAGAUGCCGGAUGGACUGAGAAAAUCCUUCCGGCCACUUGGAGGUCCGUCCCCAUUGGAGAUCUCAACUGCGGGACGGAGUACGAAUUCAUUUUGAUCGCGUCCAGCCGCGUGGGAAACAGCACGUCCAGCAACGUGGUCACGGCCAAGACCAAAGGAUCGCCGCCGGAAUAUUUACCCACCGAUGCGGAGGAUUCCGAUUUGACUCUGACAUCGACGUCGUGCACCGUCGAUCUCAUCCGUUGGCAGGAUAGAGGUUGCCCGAUCCAGCAAUUCAUUUUUCGCUUCCGACUGACGACCGAUUCCAUUAGCGAGUGGAUCAUCGCUGGUGCGGAAUCGCCUCCGCAGCAAACUUUUCUCCUCGGUGGAUUGAUUCCGGGUCGGGAUUACGCCAUCCGCGUGACGGCCUCUAAUGCGGCUGGAUCUGCCCAACGGGAUUAUUCCGUUCGGACGCCUCCGCUGAUGGAUUCUCACAGCAAAUCGGAUGUCUACGGAGAUGGUUUGGCGCCGCUGUUUUCCGAUCCUCGAGUGGCUGUCCCCAUGGCCGUCUCUUCGCUGGCCAUUGUUUUGACCAUCGUCACUCUGUUGCUGCGCUAUCGAUAUCGAUCCGGCGGUGAAUACAUCCGCCCGGAUUCGCAUCCUCAAACGAUGGGCAGUUCGAACAUUCGGACGUACGCCGAUGAUACGCCGGAAGAUGGCAAUACCAGCACGCUGUCCGCUUGUCAGAAGCGCCCCCCUCCGAUGGAUUCGAGCGGAUUGAGCGAUUACGGACCGGAUCAAGUGUCCCCGUACGCCGUCUUUCCAAGUUUGACAUCCUCGGCGUGCAAAUCUCAAUUCUCAUCCAGUCGGCGGAUGAAAACGUUUGUUGUUGAUGGAACGAAGGACUCGCUUUCUGUGGAGAUGAGUAAUUACGCGCCACCACCGCCAUCUAUGAUUAGACGCAUGCACCAACAGCAAUCGGAUGAAGAGCCAAUGUAUGAUUACAUCGCCCCGUGCGCAACAGCGAGCGGAUCGAAUCCGAGCGGAAGAAGCAACAAAUUGUCGAGCAAUCCUCAGUCUGUUUUCGUGCCAAUUAUUCCGGCAAGGAGUACGUGGAAUCAGCAGCAACAAAUGUAUCGUCAGCAACACGGAGCCAAUCAGUCGUCUCCGCAUUAUCAUGGCGACUGGAACAACCAAGAAACUUUGGCACUCAGCCAGCGGCUCUAAGUGAGAAACAGUGUAUCGCAUGUUGUUACUUGUCGUUCGUACGUGUACCUCCACCUGAAACUCGGCCGACAAUUCGAAUCACGUUCUUAACAGGAAAGUUGGAACGAAAACAAAGAAAACUUUUAAUGUUUGGCCAGUCUUUCAUGUUGACUGUUUCUUCUUGUUCAAAAUCUUUUUUUAUCAUUAUUAUUAUAUACUUACCACAAAAAGAAU
Daphnia carinata is the source of this 6997-nucleotide messenger RNA. RefSeq names its product cell adhesion molecule Dscam2-like. Bases 401 to 6784 code for a protein of 2127 amino acids. Gene Ontology annotation, biological process: cell-cell adhesion; axon guidance. Lineage: Eukaryota; Metazoa; Arthropoda; Branchiopoda; Diplostraca; Daphniidae. The transcript has 19 exons. Gene Ontology annotation, molecular function: protein binding. The record is from RefSeq and is a predicted model, not a curated record. Gene Ontology annotation, cellular component: axon; plasma membrane.